AUGUCUGCUCCUGCUCUUCGUCUGGGCUCUACCGCCCCCAACUUCCAGGCCGAGACCACAAAGGGAAACAUUGACUUCCACGACUUCAUCGGCGACAGCUGGGUCAUACUCUUCUCCCACCCCGAGGACUUCACUCCCGUCUGCACCACUGAGCUCGGUGCCUUUGCCAAGCUCCAGCCCGAGUUCACCAAGCGCAAUGUCAAGCUGAUUGGUCUCUCCGCCAACACCAUCCAGUCUCACGAGGGAUGGAUCAAGGACAUUGGUGAGGUUACCGGCGGUAACGUUGAGUUCCCCAUCAUUGGCGACAAGGAGCGCAAGGUUUCUCUCCUCUACGACAUGAUCGACCAGCAGGAUGCUACCAACGUUGAUGAGAAGGGCAUUGCUUUCACCAUCCGAUCCGUCUUCAUCAUCGACCCCAAGAAGACCAUCCGCACCAUCUUCUCCUACCCUGCCUCCACCGGCCGCAACGCCGCCGAGGUCCUCCGUGUCAUCGACUCCCUCCAGACCGGUGACAAGUACCGCAUCACCACACCUAUCAACUGGGUCCCUGGUGAGGACGUCAUUGUCCACCCCUCCGUCAAGAACGAGGAGGCCAAGACUCUGUUCCCUGAGUUCCGCAUCGUCAAGCCUUACCUUCGAUUCACCCCUCUUGCCAAGGAGAAGGUUCUCCCCCAGUAA
This is a messenger RNA of Fusarium venenatum, 678 nucleotides long. Its product is annotated as thioredoxin-like protein. Gene Ontology annotation, molecular function: peroxiredoxin activity. Gene Ontology annotation, cellular component: mitochondrion; cytosol. The record is from RefSeq and is a predicted model, not a curated record. Lineage: Eukaryota; Fungi; Ascomycota; Sordariomycetes; Hypocreales; Nectriaceae. Gene Ontology annotation, biological process: cell redox homeostasis; cellular response to oxidative stress; cellular oxidant detoxification.